CAAUUCAAGUGUAGAAACUCUCAAGGUUAGUUUGGAUUAUUAUAUAGUGCAGAAACUUACACUAAAAGGCUUUUCAUUGAAUAGUUUAUGUAAAGAAAACAAGCUAUGGCUAGACUACUGAGAUAUGUAACAAUAUUCUCAUGUUUUAUCUUGAUGCAGUCUAUUUCCUCUUCUUCUUCUUUUAUGUUUAAGCAAGGUCAACAGCUGAGGUCUUCGAAUAGUUCUGAUGAAGUAGUUUCAGCUAAUGGUGUAUACAAACUAGGCUUCUACCACCCUGGCUCUUACUUGUCAAUAUGGUAUAGAAACAUAGAAAAGAAUCCAGAAGUAAUUUGGCUAGGAAACAGGUAUCCAAUCCCAGACCCUUCUGCUGUUUUCACCUUGGAUUUUGAUGGAAAGUUGAAGAUCAUAAGCAAAAAAGGCCAACUCAUUGUGCUGAACCCCAUGCAGAAUGUUAAUUUUGGUAAUAAUGUCACUGUCACUGCCACUUUAAUGGACUCUGGUAAUUUUGUGUUGAAUGAAGUAUUAGCUAAUGGAAUAGUAGGAAAGGUUUUGUGGCAAAGCUUUGAUUACCCAAUUAACACAUUGUUACCUGGAAUGAAACUUGGUAAGAACUUUGAAACUGGACAAAGUUGGACACUUUCUUCUUGGUUAAGUUGGUUAGUACUCACACCAGGAGCUUUUAGGCUUGGUGUUGAUCCAGGUGGCACAAACCAAUUGGUUCUCUGGAAAAGAGAGGAUGUUUACUGGACUAGUGGGGUGUGGGAAAAUGGGAGUUUUCAGAAUGCUCCUGAGCUUACUAGGAGGGCUGAUUUAUUCGAGUUCAGUUUUGUUUCAAAUGAAGAAGAGAAGUACUUUUCUUACAAAGCAAGAAAUAGCUCUAUUGUUUCAAGGUUGGAAGUGAACUUUUGGGGACAAAUUGUGCAGUAUGUACUUGCCAAAGAUGGUACUUCUUGGGAAAACACUACUUUGGUUAGUCUAUGCAAACAUGGUAAGAAUUUUCCAAAUCUAGUUGAGUGUGUAGAACAUAAGCCAUCCACAUGCAGUAGUAACAGUUCUGAAAUUUUUGUGCCCAUAAGAAGCUAUGCUAAUUCAACUAAAUCGAGUUACAUGGAUUAUAACACAAACAUAUCACUCAUAGAUUGUCAAGCUACUUGCUGGAAAAAUUGCUCUUGUAUUGGUUGUAUAACUCUUCAUCAGAAUGGGACUGGAUGCUUUUACAUGAGCAACAUAUCUGACAUUUUACUUGAUGAACGCUCUGGGUUUGGUUUUUACCUUGAAUCACGGUUUACAAAAGGAGGGACAACUAUUGUAGGAGGAACAAAGAGAGAUUCAAAAGGAGGCAAGAAAAAAAUAAGGUGGAUACUAUGGUGCAUCAUAGCAGCCACAGUUGGUCUCACAAUAUUAUUUUUUGGCUAUUUGAUUUACAGGAGGAGAAGAAAACUUAGGCUGUUGCAACAGACAGAUAAGCUUAGAAGAGGCAGAAAAGGACAGGAUUAUGAGUUGUUUAGUUUUGCUGAUAUAAUUGCUGCAACUGAUAAUUUCUCACUUGCCAACAAGCUAGGAGAAGGAGGUUUUGGACCAGUUUACAAGGGUAAAUUAGCAGAUGGGCAAGAGAUUGCUGUGAAGAGACUUGCAAGGCAUUCAGGACAAGGAUUAGAAGAAUUCAUGAAUGAGAUAACACUAAUAGCUGAGCUUCAACAUACCAAUCUAGUUAGCCUUUUGGGUUGUUGCACUCAUGCAGAGGAGAAGAUGCUUGUAUAUGAAUACAUGCCAAAUAAAAGCUUGGAUUUCUUCCUCUUUGAUCCUAUUAGAAAGAAGAUUUUAGAUUGGGAAAAACGCGUCAACAUUAUUGAAGGGAUAGCACAAGGACUUCUUUAUCUUCACAAGUAUUCCAGAUUGAGAAUCAUACACAGAGACUUGAAAGCUAGCAAUAUUUUACUUGACGAAGAUAUGAAUCCAAAAAUAUCAGAUUUUGGCAUGGCUAGAAUUUUUGGGCGAAAUGAGUUGACGGCAAAUACAGAGAGAGUUGUAGGGACAUAUGGCUAUAUGUCUCCAGAAUAUGCCAUGAAUGGAAUUUUCUCUGUCAAGUCUGAUGUGUAUAGUUUUGGAGUUCUACUACUAGAGAUUGCAAGUGGCAAAAAGAACACCACAGGAACUCUCACUCUAAUUGAACUUGCUUGGGAUUUGUGGAAAAAAGAAGAAAGCAUUGACCUUGUAGAUGAAUCAGUUGAUCGUUCAUACCCCGAAGAAGAGUUUACGAAAUGUGUUCAUAUUGGUCUUCUAUGUGUACAAGAGCAUGCAACAGACAGGCCAACCAUGUCAGAUGUUAUCUCCAUGCUCUCAAACGAUGUUAGGUCAUUGCCACAGCCAAAACAACCUGCAUACUGUCAUAGUGGAAAAAGUGCCGGAUCACCAUCAUCAGGAACUGACUGGAUUUCAAGAAGUGCAUCAAUAAAUAAUGUAACUAUUACCGUAUUGGAACCUAGAUAGCAGCUUUAUUCUAUCAAAUUUACCAUAUUACUUUGGUAGUAUUUUACUAGUCAUGGCUCAUAGAAACCACGUAAUGAUUCAGUCCCAAAUAUCUCUGCGAUCAAGCCAAGUGGUAGGAGAAUGCAAAGUGUAUAGGACUAACUCCUUUAGAAUCCUUAUCAGUUGAAACAAACAAGGUGCUCUAUUCUGUUAUGUAUUUGAAUAUGCUUCUAGCAAAACGAAGCUUCACACUACUGAAAACAAGCAAAGUAAAACCAGAAUUGGAAAUGUGCUUUGCUUUCAUGGCUUUUUUUUCCUAUGGCAGGAAAACAUGUAAUCCCCAGUAUACAUUAUGUAAUAAAUUUCUUUCCUCUUGCAGAUUAACAGGUCAAUAUGCAAGAGUAU
Molecule: messenger RNA, 2874 nt
Organism: Cannabis sativa
Lineage: Eukaryota; Viridiplantae; Streptophyta; Magnoliopsida; Rosales; Cannabaceae
Product: G-type lectin S-receptor-like serine/threonine-protein kinase CES101
Exons: 7
Coding region: 106-2490 (794 amino acids)
Biological process (GO): protein phosphorylation; recognition of pollen
Molecular function (GO): ATP binding; protein serine/threonine kinase activity
Source: RefSeq, a predicted model, not a curated record